AUGAAGAUACCAGAGCUCAGUGACGCCAGUCUUAAUGGCCUUCGCUCCUUUGACCAGCUGAGCUUGGUCAACGCAAUCGAUUCUCUCCGCUCGUCCGGCAUAGACCAUUACGUUUCGCUUCCUCAGAUUAUUGUUUGCGGGGAUCAGUCCUCUGGCAAAAGCUCCGUCCUUGAGGCCAUUUCCGGGGUUCCUUUCCCGAUCAAGAGCACAAUCUGCACCCGAUUUCCCAUCGAGCUCGUUCUUCGAAAUGCCCCGGUCGAAGCCCUCGAAGUCCGCAUCAUCCCGCACCAGUCACGUUCGGAAUCCGACCAGCAAAGCCUGCUCUCUUUCAACAAAACGCUCGAAAGCUUCUCGGAUCUCCCGGAGCUCAUAAACUCAGCCAAGUCGGCCAUGACUAUUUUGACUCCAGGGAUGUCCUUCUCGCGAGACAUCCUUCGUGUCGAGAUCCACGGUCCCGACCGCCCGCACUUGACAAUAGUCGACUUGCCGGGGAUGAUCCAUUCCGAGACCAAGGAUCAGUCUGUCGAUGAUGUGACCCUCAUUCAAGAGGUGGUGCAAGGUUACAUGAAGCAAGAGAGAACAAUUAUUCUUGCUGUCGUCUCUGCCAAGAACGACCACGCGAACCAAAUCGUUCUUCGCCUAUGCCGGACCAUUGACCCCAGGGGUCGUCGCACUCUCGGCAUCGUUACAAAACCAGAUACUCUGCUUCAGGGAUCCCCCACUGAGCAAAAGUUCAUCUCGCUUGUGAAGAAUGAUGACAUCAAGUUCAGCCUUGGCUGGCACGUGCUCAGAAAUCUCGACUCUGAAGAGGGCAGUUAUUCGCUCGAACACCGCAACGCUAGGGAGGAGUACUUCUUCUCACGGGGCAGUUGGGCGGGUAUCCCUGCUUCGUCUCUGGGAAUCAAGAAUCUGAGGAGCAGGUUGAGCAAGUUACUCGUCCAACAGAUUGCGAUCGAGCUCCCUGCUCUGAUAACCGAGAUAGGAGCCAAGUCGUCUUGGUGCAUCAGCCAACUCAAUCAGAUGGGCAAGCCUAGAGAGAGUAUGGACGAGAAGCGAGCUUAUCUGGUUCAGCUCAGCCAGAGCUUCCAAAGACUAGUGACCGCUGCUACUGAAGGCACCUACAACGACAAAUUCUUUGCCGACGCCACUACGGGCUUCGACAAGCGACUUCGCGCGGUCAUCCAGAAGCUAAGCAUCUCUUUUUCUACAGAUAUGCGUAAGAAUGGACGUGGAUAUGUUGUGUCAUCCAAAGGUAAAACAGCUGGGUGUAAAGCCCGAGUCCUUACUCACGACCAACUCUGCGAGGAAGUCAUGGAUCUAGUUGAGAAAACUCGCGGACGGGAGCUUCCAGGCCUUCUUAACCCGAUGAUUAUCUCAGACCUCUUCCGCAAGCUUUCUUCUCCUUGGGAGGCUAUAGCCUCAUCAUAUGUUGAGAAGGUUUGGAAGGCCACGCAGACCUUUCUCAAUCAAGCUCUCAAAGCUGUCACAGACAAUGGGACCGCGGAGGCCAUCAUGAAUGUCGCCCUAAGGCCUAAACUUGCCCGGAUCCGCGAAGACCUCCAUAUCAAACUGAAUGAGCUCCUGCAACCACAUCGAGAGGGUCAUCCCAUCACAUAUCGCGAUAACUUUGAAGAAGGUUUACGCAAGGAUAUUAUCGCGGAAGAAGCCAUCAGCAGUGCAAUUGAGGGAAAGCUAAGGCAGUACCUCAAUACAGAGCCCUCAUCGCCUUCGGUCUACAUUUCAGGUUCCAUCGAUUUGCAAGGUUUGCAUAGAGAACUCUUGGAACUUCAUCGCCCAUACUUUGAAAAUGCCCGAUAUAAUGCAAAAUGUGCAAUAAGCUACGUUGAUAAAUACUAUGAGGUCGCUCUAGGAAGGUUGAUUGACGAUAUUGCUGUUCAAGUCAUCGAGUCCAACCUAGUCUCCGCGCUUGAACAGAUUCUAGAUCCGUUAACCAUUGUGAAGAUGACAGAUUCUGAAAUCAAUCAAAUCGCGGAUGAGACCGAGGAAACCCGCGAAGCCCGGCAGCUUCUGCAAAAACAGCUGGACACCCUAAAUAAAGGAACAGACAUCUUUCAAAGGCACCAGAAGUCGGGCAUCUUCACCUUGGCCACGGAGCUCCAACAACAGAUGGACAAAGAGUCUUCUUGGAACUCUGAAAGUCUUGGGGCCGAGACAGAAGAGAGAGAAGACUCCGCAAUUGCAGAUGGGGUGCAAUCCAUAUCGGAUGAACUCCCAGAGGAACAUGAAGCGACAGCCCUACAUGAUGACGAAAUUGGCGCCAAAGCGGAAGGCCUAGAUGUUGAGGAAGAAGCAGAACUUGCAGAGCUUGAAAAGAAAAAGAUCAAACGCGGUAGACUUACGGUAAAAAGGGAUCGCGACCGAUAUGGUUUUCUCAAAGCAAAGGAAAUGGCGGUCUAG
Messenger RNA from Clonostachys rhizophaga, 2418 nucleotides. NCBI's taxonomy places the organism in Eukaryota, Fungi, Ascomycota, Sordariomycetes, Hypocreales, Bionectriaceae. The record is from the annotation of a GenBank genome assembly.